AUGAAGCAAGUCCAGCGCAGCUACGACACCCCGGGCUUUGCCGAAUUCUAUGAGCACUUGCUCCACAGCCUGCCACCGGAAUACGAGCCCGGGAGGGACCUGGACGUCUACUGGCCGCUGCUGGAGCAGACGCUGCAGGGGGCGGCAGGCGUGGCGGACGUGUGCACUGGCGUGGCGGCAGGCGUGGCGGUGCUCGACUUGUGCACCGGCAGCGGCCGUGUGCUGCUGGGCCUGCUUCAGCGGCUGGCCAGCAGCGCGGCGGCGCAGGCAGCGAGCGCUGGGGGCCUGCAGCUGCGCCUGGCCGGGGUGGACAGCAGCGAGGAGAUGCUGGCGGCCGCUCGCGGCCAGCUGGCGGCCGCCCGCGCCCCGCCACCGCCCUGGUGCCGCGUGGAGUGGCACCGCGCCGAUGUGGCGGCGCUGGGCGCGCCGCAGCUGGCGGCCCUGCAGCUGGCGGGCGCCUGCCGCCUGGUGCUCAUCUCGGCGGGCAGCUUCCACCACCUGCUGUCGGCAGCCGACCAGCUGGCGUGCCUGCGGGGCGUGGCGGCGGCGCUGUCCCCGGCCGGCCCCUCCUGGGCUGUGCUCAACAUCUUUGAUCCCGGCCACCUCCAGGCCUCUCCGGGAGAGGCCGCGGUGCUGGGGCCCUUCCGCCGCACCUGCGUGCGGCAGGAGGCGGAGGCGCAGCCCGACGGCGGCCGCGUCUGGCGGCAGCGGUUCCAGCUCGAGCGAUACGCCUCGCCGGCGGCGGCGGCGGCUGGCGACGCGCAGCAGCUGAGCUGGCGGCGGCAGGAGGAGUGGGCCCUGCGGGAGGUGGCCCCCCACCAGCUGCGCCAGCUGGCGGCGCAGGCGGGGCUGGCGGUGGUGCGGCAGCAGGCGAGGUGGGGCGACACGUGCGGGGCAGGGGCGGCGCCGCCGUGCGCCGACGCCGAUGCCCGCAUCUUUGUGCUGGGGCUGCAGCCGCGCAGCCAGCAGCCACAGCAGCAGCCGCGGCGGGCCAGCAGCCGCCUGGCACAGCUGCGCGAGGCGCCCGCCCCGCGCCGGUCCCGGCUCAGCGAGGCGCCACUGCUGGGGCGGCGCAUCGAGGUGCUGUGGAUGGAUGGGCGGUGGUACGAGGCCACAGUGGAUGAUGAGCUGGACAGCGGCCUGCACUGGCUGGUGUUUGCGGAGGACGGCCAUCGCAUGCGGGCAGACAUGCGCAAGUUCCGCCACCGGCUGCUGCUCAGCAGCGACAGCAGCGGGGAGGAGGAGGAGGCUCCAGGCGACGGCCAGGGCGGGCCGGCCCAGCAGCAGGCGCCCGCGCCGCCCGCCGCGGGUGGCGCUGCAGGGGCGGCGGCGGAGGUGCCGGCGGCCACGUGGUGGCAGAAGGCGGUGCUGGGUGGCCGGCAGCAGGCUCAGCGUGGGGUGCGGGAUUGCGGCGCGCAGCAGCCCAGCCGCCUGGCCGCUCGGCAGUGGGGCGGGGAGCUGGUGGGCAGGCGGGUGGCUGUGUACUGGCCUGAGGACGGCCAGUGGUACAGCGGCUUCGUGGCCGACUUCUCCUCAGCUUCCAAGCGCCACUUUGUGCUGUAUGGCGACGGCGACGAGGAGCUGCUGCUGCUGCACCAGGAGAGGGUCGAACUGCUGGAAGAUGCACAGGAGCCUGCUCGGGGCGGCUGCGCCGGCCGGGGCAUGGAGGAGCAGCAGGGCGGCGGCGGCAGCAGAGGCGAGGACGGCGGGCCUUCGGGCGAGCCUCCACGCAAGCGCCGGCGGGGGCACGCGGGGGCGGCAGCGCCUGCGCCAGCGGCAGGAGCACGCGGCGGGCGGGAGGCACCGCCGCCGGCUGGAGUGCAGCAGCAGCGCUCCAUCCAGCAGCAGCAGCAGCAGGGAGGUGGAAUGCCAGCGGACUCGCGGCAGCAGCCACCCGAGCUGCGUGAGCAGCAGCAGGCGCCGGCUGGCGGCGCCGGCGCCACCAGGGCAGCUGCCGGCGUGGCGGCAGCCACCCUGCGAGGCAGCUUUCUGGAGGCUCUGCGGCGGGCGGCAGCGGCGGGGGGCGACUACAGAGCGGCCGGGCGGCAGCUUGGGCGGGACCUGCCUUUGCUGGCGGGAGCGGCAGCGGCUGAUCUGCGGGAGCUGCUGGCGGGGUUGCAAGAGGGGUAUCUGGAGGCAGUACCGGCAUGA
Molecule: messenger RNA, 2151 nt
Organism: Chlorella variabilis
Lineage: Eukaryota; Viridiplantae; Chlorophyta; Trebouxiophyceae; Chlorellales; Chlorellaceae
Exons: 5
Coding region: 1-2151 (716 amino acids)
Biological process (GO): mitotic sister chromatid cohesion; DNA repair
Cellular component (GO): chromatin; nucleus
Source: RefSeq, a predicted model, not a curated record